This is a messenger RNA of Necator americanus (New World hookworm), 357 nucleotides long. RefSeq lists its product as uncharacterized. The record is from RefSeq and is a predicted model, not a curated record. The transcript is spliced from 4 exons. Gene Ontology annotation, molecular function: ubiquitin protein ligase binding; GABA receptor binding. Gene Ontology annotation, cellular component: autophagosome; autophagosome membrane; cytosol. The coding region runs from base 1 to 357 and encodes 118 amino acids. Gene Ontology annotation, biological process: autophagy of mitochondrion; cellular response to nitrogen starvation; macroautophagy. NCBI's taxonomy places the organism in Eukaryota, Metazoa, Nematoda, Chromadorea, Rhabditida, Ancylostomatidae.
AUGAAGUGGGCUUACAAAGAGGAGAAUAAUUUCGAGAAGAGACGUGCUGAAGGAGACAAAAUCAGAAGGAAAUAUCCGGACAGAAUUCCCGUGAUUGUCGAAAGAGCUCCGAAAUCUCGCCUCCGAGACCUCGACAAGAAGAAGUACCUUGUGCCGUCUGACCUUACUGUUGGACAGUUUUAUUUCUUAAUCAGAAAAAGGAUUCAUCUUCGACCUGAAGAUGCGUUAUUUUUCUUCGUGAAUAACGUAAUUCCUCAGACUAUGACUACGAUGGGUCAGCUGUAUCAGGAUCACCACGAAGAGGAUCUGUUCUUGUACAUUGCAUACAGCGACGAAAGUGUCUACGGAGGCAACUAG